AUGGCAGAAAAGGACAAAAAGAAACUGUCAAGCCCAUCUGCAACAACACCCAUAACGAUAAAAACCGACAGUAAUGACGAAGAUGUGAAAUUUACUACCGAUGAUAUCGUUCCAGGAUGUAAAGUAUUUGUUGAAAAGGAUGGAGAAUUCAGAUUAGCUGAAAUCUUGCAACAGCAUAUGAAAAAAGGUAGAAUAGUAUAUUAUGUUCAUUACCAAGAAUUCAAUAAACGUUUAGAUGAAUGGAUAGAGGUUCCCAGAAUAGAUUUUAAACGAGCUAUAAUAUCACCUGAAGUUAAAGUUGAUAGUAAAAAGGAAGGCAAAAGUAAAAACAAUAAGAAAUCCAAGCUGAAGAACGGACAGAAGUCCAAGAAUUCCAAGAGUAAAGACAAAGAACAAUCUAAUACUCCACAACCUGACGAAAAGGAAGAUUCAGAGCCCUUUGAUAAAGAUGAUGAUGAAAUGGAUUUAGCCAAUUUGAAUGUUCAAGGGAUUAAACGACCUCAUGAAGAGUUGAGUAGAGAAGAUGAAAUCAAGAAAUUAAGAACCAGUGGUUCCAUGACACAAAAUAAUUCUGAAGUUUCAAGAGUUAGAAAUUUAUCAACCAUCAUAUUAGGUGAACAUAUUAUAGAACCAUGGUAUUUUUCUCCUUAUCCUAUAGAACUUACUGAAGAAGAUGAAAUCUAUGUUUGUGAUUUCACCCUUUCAUAUUUUGGUUCCAAAAAACAAUUCGAAAGAUAUAGAUCUAAGUGUUCAAUGAAACAUCCUCCAGGAAAUGAAAUUUAUAGAGAUUCCAAAAUAAGUUUUUGGGAAAUUGAUGGUAGAAGACAAAGAACAUGGUGUAGGAAUUUAUGUUUAUUCUGUAAAUGCUUUUUGGAUCAUAAAGCUUUAUACUAUGAUGUAGAUCCAUUUUUAUUUUACGUAAUGACUAAAAGAACCGAUCAAGGGCAUCAUGUGGUUGGAUUCUUCUCCAAAGAAAAAGAAUGUGCCGAAGGGUAUAAUUUGGCAUGUAUUUUAACUUUCCCUUGUUAUCAAAAGAUGGGUUAUGGUAAACUUUUAAUUCAAUUUUCUUAUAUGUUAUCCAAAGUUGAAAAUAAAAUUGGUUCACCAGAAAAACCUUUAUCAGAUUUAGGUUUAUUAUCAUAUAGAGCUUUCUGGACUGAUACUUUGGUUAAACUUUUAGUUGAAAGAAACAAUCCAAAUUUAGCUAAAAAAAAUAAUCCACCUCCUUUAGAUGGUGAAGAAAUUGAAAUAGCUGGUUCAACAAGUGAAGUAACUAUUGAAGAGAUUUCUUCAAUAACUUGUAUGACAACUACUGAUAUUUUACAUACUUUAACGACUUUACAAAUUUUAAGAUACUAUAAAGGUCAACAUAUUAUUGUUAUAACUGAUCAGAUAAUGACUUUAUAUGAAAAGUUGAUAAAGAAAGUUAAAGAGAAGAAAAAGCAUGAACUAGAUCCAAGAAAGUUACAAUGGACACCUCCUUCUUUUACUGCUAAUCAAUUAAGAUUUGGAUGGUAA
Yamadazyma jaroonii is the source of this 1518-nucleotide messenger RNA. Lineage: Eukaryota; Fungi; Ascomycota; Pichiomycetes; Serinales; Debaryomycetaceae. The record is from the annotation of a GenBank genome assembly.